AUGCCAGCUCGUUCAAGCUCGGAGCCGCUGAGCGGCGCAUCAGCGUCAGGUGUGUCCAAGACAAUGGCUUUCUUCAAUUUUGAUGGCGCCAGCUCUGAAGCUGAAGAGGGGCUAUUUGUGGAGACGGAUCGUCGCCGAUCGUCUGUCCCUCUCGAAUCACCCUCAAACCUGCCCGCCAACGCAAGCGUCCACGGGACGGCAGCUACGGAGGUUGAAGAAGCGCCCCCUGCAGGCCAAGCAACUCUACCCGAUCAAAGGUCUGGCUCGAUGACCUCACAGCCCUCAGAGAUGGAUCGCGACAAAAAAGCGUCCUCGCACAGAGCGCCAUACGCCCCUACCUUCGUCGAUCUAAGGACGGCGACCGAACAGCGCAAACGCAAGCUUGAAGAUACUGCCAUUGAAGACUUCAACACCAAUGCAGCCAUGGGCACAGAGCACACGCCUUGGUUCACCUCUGAGAUCACGAGCGCUAUGACCGGCUCGUAUCGCAAAAUCGCAGAGACUGGCUCGAGCGAAGCUCCAAAGGCGCCAGCCAGCCGUGCGAGAGGUGUGAGCGAUCCGGAAAGCAAUUGGUUCGACGCACGGGUACCUGGCCAGUCGGACUCAGAGGCUCCGAGUCACGGUGCGGAGGCCGCCGACCUGACGUCCUCGGUCACUUUGGCCCAAGAUGACAGCCUCCGUAAGUCUUUGCUAGACGGGUAUUCGGAUCGACGUUCUGACUCCAACACCUGCCGUCUUACCUUCAAAGUCGCUGAAGCUGCUCGACGACCGUCGCGCGAGCGCGAAGCGCGUGCUUCACAUUCUUCAAAUCUUGCUACUGAAGUCAACGGAAACGCGCCAAGCACGCUUGAAACGCUUGCGUCGAAUUGGUGGCAGCAAGGCGCUGCUCAGACCCCUUGGCUCUCUGGAAUCUCUCCUUCAAAUCCUGCGUUGCGGCGAGCCACAGUCAUAGGGAACUUGCGGAGCACGAAUGAACCGUACGAACAUAGCGAGCUGAUACGAGAUCCUCCAUCAAGCGAGGCUGCAGGGCAAUAUUCUUUCCAGCCCCAGCCUCACGACGGGUGGUAUCAAGAAGACCUUGAGACAGUCCAUCCGACCUCGUCAGGUCUAGGCGAGUCAUCUAGCUUUGAAGGAAGGAGGCGCUCGAGGCCCACGGCUAUUGCGACUGCUGCUCUGGCUUCCACUGCCACUACACAGCCUCAUGCGGAGUCGACUGGCUUGACGAGCAACCCUAUCGCGCCGCUCCCAGCCAGAAGAACCAUCCCUGCUGGCGGAUCAGCCAAUUUGUCAGGCUCAGCAGAUUACGGAGCACAUUUCGGGGCUUUCUUGAGGUCUUGCGAGCAAAACGUGGGUCCGCCCCAACUAGCUUUGGAGCACUAUGCACCCAGCAGCCCUGCGACAGCAUCAUUCUUCGCUGGCGCAGCGACCAUGGCGUCAAGCAUGCCAAACGCGGCCCCCGCUGCUUUGCCAUCAGCUUCGACCGGGCGCUCUACUCCAGCACUCGUAGCCGGGUCCUCGCGCAGCGGUGGUGUGUCCACUCCCUUGAGCUGGGAUGAGAGACCGGACGAGUUCGACAUUCAAAGGCAAGCCCGCAUUCGUGCCUCGACUCAUGCCGGAAGUUACGGCUACAACGUGAUGUCAGGCGCGGCGGAUCCUGGCUUCUGGGAGCCUCUGGACCGAGACGCCUUCACGGUCAAUCAAGCUUUAAGCUAUGACACACCGCAAAGAUCUUUGCGCGUAGAGAGCAUGCCUGGUACGCAAAACCCUUUCCGUUCAGCCGCCUAUGCUCAGCAGGCUCGCAGUGGGGCGUACGCUUCACCUGCUGCGAUUCAGGCUCGCCAGGCGCAGACGUACGGUCAAGCAGACGCCGGAUCUUCUCAUCAGGCCGCUGGAGCCUCUCGUCGUCCUCUUGCUGGUCUGCAACGAGCAGACACAUACACAUCACUGCGUGACUCAUCAACGGCGAGUCAAAGCCACUCCAUGCCUCACAGCUCGAGUUCGCCAGCACUACUCUCAAAUACUAAUACCCGCAUGGAAACGCCACCCCCUUCUUUUGCGCCCUCCUUCGAAACUGAAGACAUUGUCCUCCGCGCCCUUCCGAAUUCGCUGGCAGGCGAUGUCCUUUAUCCUUCCCGUCAAAGUCUGCCAAACACUGCACUACAGCCACCUAA
Ceraceosorus bombacis is the source of this 2171-nucleotide messenger RNA. The record is from the annotation of a GenBank genome assembly. Lineage: Eukaryota; Fungi; Basidiomycota; Exobasidiomycetes; Ceraceosorales; Ceraceosoraceae.